Messenger RNA from Coprinopsis cinerea okayama7#130, 1065 nucleotides. Its product is annotated as peroxin 7. The record is from RefSeq and is a predicted model, not a curated record. The coding region runs from base 1 to 1065 and encodes 354 amino acids. NCBI's taxonomy places the organism in Eukaryota, Fungi, Basidiomycota, Agaricomycetes, Agaricales, Psathyrellaceae. Gene Ontology annotation, molecular function: protein binding. Gene Ontology annotation, biological process: protein import into peroxisome matrix. The transcript is spliced from 5 exons. Gene Ontology annotation, cellular component: peroxisomal matrix; cytosol.
AUGAACCCACCACCGAUGAACCCCUCUACAGUACAGACUCCUGGAUUCGCGCAUUACGCCGUGGCUUGGUCGCCAUUUCAUACGAACCGUGUUGCUCUGGCCUCUGCUGCCAACUUCGGCCUUGUUGGUAAUGGACGGCUGCAUCUCGUAUCCGCCAACCCAGGUCCCAGCGGCCUGCCCAUCCUGGGCAUAGACAAAUUCUACGAAACACAAGACGGAUUGUAUGAUGUUGCGUGGUCAGAGAUCCAUGAAAACCAGUUGGUUACCGCGUCUGGGGAUGGUUCAAUACGGUUGUGGGAUGUUAUGAUCAAGGUCAGCGCCUUCUUUGUUUUUGAUCUGCCCAUCCGAGCAUGGCAGGAGCAUACCCGGGAGGUCUUCUCGGUUGACUGGUCGAACAUCAAGAAGGAUACCUUUGCAUCGUCUUCGUGGGAUGGCACAGUUAAAAUUUGGACACCAGAACGCCCUCGUUCGGUGUUGACACUGCAAGCACAUGGGUCAUGCGUCUAUCAAACCAUGUUCUCCCCUCACCAGCCUGAUUUGCUGGCUUCAUGCUCUACCGAUGGAACCAUGAAGAUCUUCGACCUGCGUUCCCCAGCCUACAUGACAGGACCUGGAGCCAACUCCUUUACCGACCCUAUUUCAGCAGCCGUCCUGACAGUUCCCGCUUCUGGGACAGAAGUCCUGACAUUGGAUUGGAACAAAUAUCGACCUAUGGUCCUGGCAACUGCCGGCGUCGACAAAGUAGCCAAAGUCUGGGAUUGCCGCAUGGUGAAGCUUGGAGAGGCUCCUCAAGUCGGGGGUGUUUGUGAGACUCAGCUUCUUGGCCACGAAUAUGCCGUUCGAAAAGUCCAAUGGAGCCCUCAUCGCCCUGAUAUCCUGGCAACUGCGAGUUACGACAUGACAUGUAGAGUAUGGACGACCAUGCCUACCCCGGGACGACCACAACUGUUGCACAUCCACGAUCCUCAUACAGAGUUUGUGGUUGGCUGCGCAUGGUCCCUGUAUGAGGACGGUCUGUUAGCGAGUUGUGGAUGGGAUGGCAGGUUAAAUGUGUUUCGGGCUUAA